AUGGGUGUGAAGAGCAAGGCUGCCUUGGCUAUCUUAGUCCUGCUGCUCUUCCUCGGCACGCUCUGGCUCCAUGGAGGUUUGGAUUACCACUGGGAUGCUUGUCUAAAAGGUUACAACCAACUGAAUGAGCCCCCCACACACACACACACACACACACGCACACACACACUUCCACUCCCCCAGCUGUCAAACAGCAGUGCCUCCGAAGCGUCCCAAAGCCUUGAAGCCUUGGAGGAGUGCCCCGGACAGACAUUCCAGAUCUCACUUCUACUCACCCACCUGCUGGCGUCACCGGCCUUCACGUCUGACGUACUUUUACAGCCUUAUCUGUCCAGCUGGGAUGAGCUUGUGAAGUUUAUGGAGGCUCUGGGACCCAUGGUUGGCCUAAUAUCUAAAGAGAUAGAAACCAAAACCUCCAUUAUUCGAGAACUAUCCCAUCUAGCUGAGACCAGCCCGGAAGCGGAGGUCAAUCCAGAUGUCGAUUCUGAAAAAACUGUGACCCCAGAGGUGGGAGUGAAGAAUUUAGACCACUUGCAGCAUUCUGGCGCUUACCAUUCAGUGCGCUCCAUGAUCUGGGUGGAGCUGAAACGAGGCGUGGUGGACUUCAAUCACCAGACAGAUUCUGGAUGCCGGACUCUCCUACGACUGCACCGAGCUCUGCUGUGGCUCAAGCUCUUCCUGCACAAGCUGGCUGAAAUCCCGGCGGCGGGCCGGCUCCGGAGCCCGUCGGAGUUGUGUCGGGAGGCCUAUAAGAGCACCCUGGCCAACCACCACUCCUGGUUUGUGCGCAGGGCCGCAGAGAUGGCCUUUAUUGCCAUGCCCGAGCGGGGUUUCUUUUUCAGGCUGGUGUGUGUACAGAACCAAGAAGAGCUGAACGUAGUGCUGAGUCGGGUGGUCAGGGCGAUUGGGGUGGUCUAUGAUAGGACGCAGAAAGCUCUGGAGGACAACGGAAUGCUGGAUUUGCCAUAA
Molecule: messenger RNA, 969 nt
Organism: Nerophis lumbriciformis (worm pipefish)
Lineage: Eukaryota; Metazoa; Chordata; Actinopteri; Syngnathiformes; Syngnathidae
Source: RefSeq, a predicted model, not a curated record